Messenger RNA from Sardina pilchardus (European sardine), 1309 nucleotides. RefSeq names its product mesoderm development LRP chaperone (gene mesd). The record is from RefSeq and is a predicted model, not a curated record. NCBI's taxonomy places the organism in Eukaryota, Metazoa, Chordata, Actinopteri, Clupeiformes, Clupeidae. Gene Ontology annotation, biological process: protein folding. The coding region runs from base 15 to 641 and encodes 208 amino acids. The transcript has 3 exons.
CACCAGCAGUAAAGAUGGCGUCCCCCGUCAAGUCGAGAAUAUUCAGUGUUAUACUCUUCAUUUUUGCUAUUUCUUUUCUAAUUGUACAAUGUACAGACACCAAAUCGAAAAAGAAGAAAGACAUUCGUGAUUAUAAUGAUGCUGACAUGGCGAGACUUCUGGAACAAUGGGAGGAAGAUGAUGACAUUGAGGAGGGUGAUCUCCCUGAACACAAAAGAUCCCCUCCCCCUGUAGACUUCUCUAAAGUGGACCCAUCCAAGCCCGAAGAACUUCUGAAAAUGUCCAAGAAGGGGAAGACGUUGAUGGUGUUUGCGUCUGUGUCAGGGAAUCCUACCGAGAAGGAGACGGAGGAGGUCACUAGCUUGUGGCAGUCGAGCCUCUUCAACGCCAACUAUGAUCUUCAGAGGUUCGUGGUGGGCUCCAACCGUGCCAUCUUCAUGCUGCGUGACGGCAGCUACGCUUGGGAGAUCAAAGACUUCCUGGUGGCCCAGGACCGCUGUGAAGAUGUGACCGUGGAAGGCCAGGUGUACCCUGGGAAAGCUGCCAAGCCAGAUGCCAAGGGAAAAGAUCAGAAAGACGCCAAGAAAAAGACAGAUAAAAAAGCAGCCAACAAAGCUAGCAAAAGCAAGCAGGAGCUCUGAUGUGGCGUCUUCAUAGUGGCCUCCCAGCGGCUUCUGGGAGACGUGAAGGGCAGCUGUGACUCAGCGAUUUCACAUGAAAACAGCUCAAGGGACGCUGGGAAUGACAGUCGUGACGUCACUGCUUGGUCAACCAGGCUAUUCAACAUUUUUCCUUCAAUAUUUGCUCAGUGGAAAUGUUUGGUUGUUUUUGUUACAGAAUUCACUGAUGCAUUUACUGUUAACGAUGAGUUGUACCCGGUACUGUUCUGUAUCCUACACAUGAUAAUUUGUUGAUUUCUAGUGACUUUUUAAAUCCAUGUUUACCUGUGCUGAUAUCCAUUUUGCCUUAUUCGAACAGGAUAAAUGUAUCCAAUUUUUAAAUAAGGUACAUGGUAAUGACAAUUACUUUAUAAUUGCAUUACAAUUCCAUUUGUGUUUUCAGUGUUUAACUCUAUGAUUCAAUGCACUUCUUUUUGAGUUUUCUGAGUUUGUAAAAUGUUCACUGUUUUAUGUUCACUGUGAAUGUCCUUUUCCCCUGUCAUGCACACAACCAAUGCAAAGGCAAACAAGCAUGUAAUUCAAGGUUUGGAAUGUGUGUGGGCUAGAUCAAGGCUCAGAAUUGCUUUUUGAAAAUUCCGUCUGAUAAUCCAACUAUAAAUAAACCUACAUUAGGGAUUUAUUUCAUAAAA